Molecule: messenger RNA, 1059 nt
Organism: Trematosphaeria pertusa
Lineage: Eukaryota; Fungi; Ascomycota; Dothideomycetes; Pleosporales; Trematosphaeriaceae
Product: oxidoreductase
Exons: 3
Coding region: 117-953 (278 amino acids)
Molecular function (GO): oxidoreductase activity
Source: RefSeq, a predicted model, not a curated record
CAACGCUGCUGUGGGUAUCAAAACAGCUCCCACAUUCUUCUUCAACAGCAGAAGUUCCUUCAUCAAUCGUGAUCUGUCUACCCACACGAGUCCCAGUCCAUCUUUCCAUCCGUACCAUGAUCAACAGCUCCCAGCUAGACGGCGUAGCACUGGUCGUCGGAUCUGGAAGGGGCAUUGGAAAAGAAUCCGCCUUCUCCCUUGCCGAAGCCGGAGCCAGCGCCGUCAUCUUCGCCGACAUGAAUGAAGAAUGGGCCAAAGAGUCGUCCGAAGAAAGCAAAAAAUACGCCACGAACAAAGGCUAUCGCACCGCCACAUUCAAGAUGAAUGUGCAAGACGACCAGUCCGUGCAGGACAUGGUAGACUUCGUGGUCAAGGAGUUCGGUCGUCUCGACUACGCCGUCAAUGGCGCGGGCAUUGACAACGGCCCCCACGCCGACAUCGCCGACACCGACAUCGCCAACUUCGACCGCGUAAUGAGCAUUAACGCUCGCGGCAACCUCCUCUGUGUCCGCGCCCAAGCCGCCGCCAUGCGCGCCCAAACCCCCAAAAUGUGGACCUCACGCAACGGUACGCGCGACAUUGGCCGCGGCGUCAUCGUCAACGUCGCGUCUGCCAACUCCUUCGCAGGCCUGCCGGGAAAGGGCUGCUAUACCAUUUCCAAGCACGCCGCCAUGGGCGUUACGAAGAUGGCGGGAUUGGACCAUUCCGCCGAGGGCAUCCGCGUUCUCGCUGUCUGCCCAACGUGGGUGCGGACGCCCUUGUUGGAUGUCGAAUUGGCGCGUAAUCCUGAGGUUAAGGGCCAGAUUGCGGCGGUCGUGCCCAUCAAGCGCGCGGCGGAGUGUGAGGAGGUUUCGGAUGUUAUUUCUUUCUUGUGUAGCCCGGCGGCGAGCUAUAUCAAUGGCACUAGCUUGCUCAUUGAUGCCGCUGUGACUACCACGCUCCGACUGUACUAAAGGCCAUAAGGAUCGGCUCAUUGCUCGCCGGCAACUUGUAUCUAGUCUUCGUGUUAGUGUACUGCACUGUAAUUAGCUCGCACGUAUACAUUACCUCCGGGGCGUG